UAGGGCCAGUUCACACCACAUGCAGUCCAGUGCGUUUUUUUCUGAAUCAAAAACACAUUGAUGGUAGGUUACAUGGUUUCCAAUGUCAUAGUUCACACCAGUGGGGUCAGUUUCAGUGCAUUCCAGUUCCAGAAAAAAAAGCAGAACAUGCUGCAUUUUUCUGCACUAAACUGUACUGGAACGCAGUAAAACGCAGUGGAACGGAAAAAAGUUUUUUUAAGUUGCAGAAAAAAGGGGAAAAAAACGGAACGCAUCAAAAACGCACUGGAACAUGUAAAAAAAUGCAUCAAAAACAC
Staurois parvus is the source of this 296-nucleotide messenger RNA. The record is from the annotation of a GenBank genome assembly. NCBI's taxonomy places the organism in Eukaryota, Metazoa, Chordata, Amphibia, Anura, Ranidae.